Molecule: messenger RNA, 1223 nt
Organism: Rotaria sp. Silwood1
Lineage: Eukaryota; Metazoa; Rotifera; Eurotatoria; Philodinida; Philodinidae
Source: the annotation of a GenBank genome assembly
AUGGGAAUUGCAACAGAUCAAACGAAGCAUGCUCUUUCAUAUGUUCAGAUUGAUCGUUAUAAGGAAGUGAAAUGCCAAAGUACAGAGAAUAAACAAGGUAAUCCGCUCGCACGUGGUAUAGUCAAACUUGCUUCCACGGUUUAUCCAUCAGAAGCUACAUACAAUCGUUUAGCUAUUGAAUAUGUGAAGAAAGGUGAUUAUGAUUUAGCCUUGGUGAACUUCGAACGAGUUUUAACGAUUCAAAUACAAUGUUAUGGCGAUGCGCAAAACAUUCACAUAGCCAGUACAUAUCAUAAAUUUGGUCAUGUUUAUGAAAUGAAGAAAGAUUAUGAUAUGGCAAUGCUUUAUAACAAGAUGUCAAUAGAAAUACGAGAAUCACUAAGUACUACAAACAAACAACACCUUGAUUUAGCUGAAAGUUACAAGAGUAUCGCAAAUGUGCAUUAUUAUUACAACGAAUACAAAAUAGCCCUAACAUUUGACGGAAAAGCUCUGAAAAUUUAUUUGGAAACCGUACCAAAAGAUGAUUUCAAUGCUGCAAAAUUGUGUCAUCGUAUAGGUAUCAUAUACGAGGAAUUAAAAGAAUAUGAGACAGCAUUUAAAAAUUAUGAAGAAGCGUUUAAACUAUACAAAAUAAUCUAUUCGUUUAAUUACAGUCAAUAUAGUGGCGUUCACCACAAUUCAUUGGUGAGAGAUAUUAAUCGUCGUCUAUUGCGAAUGCGCCGUGUCGUGAAGAAAGCCGAUGCUGAUUUAGAACAAUUAGACAAAUAUUAUAGAAUGUUUAAUGAAGACCAAGAGAAAGAAUGUAUCAUGUUCAAUGAAGAAGUUUUGUCAUGGCAGAUUAAUGAUAUGAGUAGAUAGUGAGUUGCUCUACAAUCUUUCUGAUUCAAAUAAGUAUUUUGUUACGUAUCAAAUGAUGAUAUCAAAAGAGUUACUGAAUAUAUACAAGAAUUCACAGCAGAGCUGCACUAACGGUUUUGAGGCGUGUAUGUAAGUGUGGGUGUGGGUGGAGAUGUGGUACAAAAAAAAGGUCUGGCAGGCACCGAUCCAUACCCAGCCAUAUAUGUCAAACUUGAAACUUGAAACUUGAAAUUUCAAGUAGAUUCAAGUUUCAAAUUUGACACUAGUGCCAUGCCCAAAGUUCAAGUAAAUUAAAACGUAGUUUCUCUUUAAGUAUCAAUAAACUUCUAUUUUAUUAAUCGAAGAAACUGUUUACACACACU